This is a messenger RNA of Eufriesea mexicana, 6020 nucleotides long. It is a transcript of the gene Dap160, whose product is annotated as dynamin associated protein 160. The transcript is spliced from 38 exons. The record is from RefSeq and is a predicted model, not a curated record. Gene Ontology annotation, biological process: positive regulation of Rho protein signal transduction. Gene Ontology annotation, molecular function: calcium ion binding; protein binding; guanyl-nucleotide exchange factor activity. Lineage: Eukaryota; Metazoa; Arthropoda; Insecta; Hymenoptera; Apidae. The coding region runs from base 345 to 6020 and encodes 1891 amino acids.
CCGCGUAUCGUCGGUAUAAUUAAGAAGUUUUGCUUGAUUCUGCUUCUCGCGAAAGGAUCACUAACAUCGCGAUAUGCGACCAUGAAUUUCUUUUAGUAAAACUGUAAACGGGGACUCAUAAGCAAGGGAAGUGGCUCAUUGUUGCAUGUUUGUAUUACUGGCGUGAGAAAAAUCCUACUUUUAUACGUGUGCGUUAGGGUAGGCGAUCAAUCUUCAACUUCACGAACCCACAUUUAUUCAGUUAAUUGGGUUUAUUCGUGAUUGAAUCUACGCUAAAUUAAUAGCGUUUCGACAAUUCUUCUUUCGUGAGAUUCGAUUCGGUGGCCACCUACGGGUGAACAGAGAUGGCCACCCCUCAAACUCCGAGUACGAACCCUUAUGUAAUCCAACCUAGAGAACAUGCAAGAUAUAAAGAGCAAUUUGAUUCCUUAAAUCCAAUUAAUGGUGUUGUUACUGGCGAACAAGCAAAAGAAUUUUUACUAAAAUCUAAGCUUUCACCUGUUAUCCUUGCAGAAAUAUGGGCUUUAUCAGAUACAGAUGCAGAUGGAAAAAUGGAUAUAAAUGAAUUUAGUAUUGCCUGUAAAUUAAUUAAUUUAAAGUUACGUGGUUUUGUACUUCCUACAACUUUGCCUCCAACUUUAGUGCAGAGUUUAAAAUCACUUUCUACCAGUGAUACUAAUGUUACAAGUUUAACAAAUGGAGCUGCUAAUAUUCCAUCACAGAAUAAUGUUGCAUCAUUAGUAAAUUUAUCUGGUCUACCACAAGUUCCAGUACAACCUUUAAUUAGUGGGAUGCCCAUGACUGGAUCUGUUCCACGCCCUCUUAUAGGCCCUCCACCUGCAAAUGGACCAUUACCAGGACAUACUAUUAGACCUGCUUCACCAAUGACCUUACCAGCAUCACGACAAAGUAGACAGAAUGUGGCUGCCACUACACAUGCCACAACUCACACAGCGUCAAAGCCACCUGCUCGACCUGCACCACCCUCUGUGGGAAUCGUGCCUUCUACAAGUACUACUACUACCAUUACCACUACCCCUAGUGGUGGUCCUCCUCAAAGACCUGCACCACCCACAAAUAUUGGAGCAAAUUUUUCACCUGCUACUAGUGGUCCACCACCAAAGCCAGCACCACCUUCAUUUCCUAAUAGUCCUGUUGCUGCUGGAAUUUCACCAGUGAAAGUUCCACCUGUUUCUGCCACAGUUCCCGUACCACCCGUUCAACCAAUGACUACAUCUGCUAUGGAUUUACUUGAACUUGAAUUUUCAGGAAUACCUACAGUAGCACCAAUUGCACCCUUAAAUACAAAUCCAACACCAAUUGCUGCUUUUGGUAUGGGACAAACAAUGUCUAUGCAACCAUUAUGUACUGGUAUGGUUGCUCCGAUGUCAGCUAGUUCCACUAUAGUACCAUCUGUUGCAUCAAUGCCUACAGGAACUGGAGUAGUAUCAACUCCUCCAGUUGUAGGUUUGCCUUUAAUGUCAACAACCACAACAAAUGGCACACUAGUAAAUGGUGUAAUUGCUCAAACACCGGUAUCUACAAGUACACCAUUAAGUACAACUGCACGUCCACCAAGUAUAGAUAGGGUGGGCUCAGUUGAUUCACAACAUAGUCAGCAUUCAGUGGGUUCUCCACAAUCUGUAGAAUGGGCUGUACCUCAUCAAACAAAAUUAAAAUAUACCCAAUUAUUCAAUACCUGGGACAGAACACGAUCUGGAUUUCUAUCUGGCCCUCAGGCUAGGAACAUUAUGGUGCAAUCACAAUUACCUCAAAAAGUGUUGGCACAGAUAUGGGCAUUAUCAGACAUGAAUUCGGAUGGUCGUUUGAGUUGUGACGAAUUUGUAUUAGCUAUGCAUUUAUGUGACAUAGUUAAGAAUGGCGAAAAAAUACCCACUACAUUACCUAUUGAACUUAUUCCACCAGCAUUUAGACGUCAACGACAAAGUAGUUUAACACUUUCACAGCCUGGAACAGAAAAUGUAGAUCCAUCAGCCGGUAUGCCACAGACCUCUUUUGAAGACAAGCGUAAAGAAAACUUCGAAAAAGGACAAGCGGAGCUUGAACGUAGACGUAAAGCUUUGUUAGAAAUUCAACGUAAAGAACAAGAAGAACGUGAAAGAAAAGAAAGGGAGGAGGCUGAAAAACAGGAGAAAAUCAGAUUAGAGCAAGAAAGACGAAGACAAGCAGAAAUUGAAAAGCAAAUGCAAAGGCAAAAAGAGAUUGAACAGGAAAAAGAGGAACAACGAAAACGAGCUCAAGAACAAAGAGAAGCAGCACGAAAAGAAAUGGAAAGACAACGGCAAUUAGAAUGGGAAAGACAAAAAUCACAAGAACUUCAAACUCAGAGGCAAAAGGAACAAGAUGUGUUAUUAAAAUUGAAAGCAAAAAAUCAGACAUUAACCAUUGAAUUAGGAACACUUAACGACAAAGUGAAGGAACUGUCUCAAAAAAUUUGUGACACUCGGGUGGGUGUAUCUGGGGUAAAAACCACAAUUGAUGGAAUGCGAUCAACGCGUGAUGCACAAUUGCAAGAAAUGGCUGCUUUAAAAAAUAAACUUCGAGAACAGAACCAAAGAUUAUUAGUCUUGAGUCAAGAGAAAGCUAGAAUUGAAGCAAAGAAUAAGUUAAAUACAGCUAUGGAAUCAGCAGGUCAAGAAGCUAUUAAAAUGGCAUUUGACAAUAAACAAAUUACCCUCAAACAGAUGAGAGAUAAAAUUGCUGAUCUACAAGAGCAGAUUGAUGCUAAAAUGGCUGAUAUAGAAAAUAAUAAUGGCCAGCUUCAAGAUAUUAAAACCCAACUAGAAACUUUAGUGACUGAUUGCAAGAACCUAUAUGUAACUUUCGAAGAUAAAAAAUUAAAAGUUUUAGAACUCGGAACAAGUGGUGGUACCGGAACUGGUACCGAUUAUACAACUUCUGCAUGGGGUGAUAAUGCUUGGAAUGAUACUCCAGCAACAGUCAACGAAUCUACUUGGCCUAUCACCGAUACUACUACAACUAACACUGUGGAAGAAACCACUCCUGGAGUUAUGAAAUAUAGAGCUUUGUACGAAUUUGUAGCUAGAAAUCAAGAUGAAAUAUCAUUUCAACCUGGUGACAUUAUCUUGGUACCACCUGUUCAAAAUGCAGAACCAGGAUGGAUGGCAGGUGAAAUUCGUGGCCAUACUGGUUGGUUCCCCGAAUCUUACGUAGAACCAGUAGAUACCGGAAGUACAAAUGAUAAUGCUUUUAUACAACAAGAUAGUGUGGAGAAAAGAACGCUAGAAGGAAUUGCUGAAGUUCCUGAAAAUGUAUCUGAUACGGGAUCACUCGGUGAUGAACCUCCUCCCGUUGAUCCUAUUAUACCUACUCUUGGAUUAGGUGUAGCUUGUGAUAUACAAGUAACAACUUUAUAUCACUAUCGUCCAACCAUGGAACAACAUCUUUCCUUUGAAAAAGGAGAUAUUAUUAAAGUUGAUGAACAACAGAGUGAUUGGUGGUAUGGUAUAUCCAGUAGUGGAAUUAAGGGUUGGUUCCCUAAAUCAUAUGUGAAAGAAAUUACUGCUAAUCAGACUGCAGUGGUUGAUGGUCUUAAUGAAUAUUACGUAGCUUUAUAUCCAUAUACGUCUACAGAAGCUGGAGACUUAACUUUCAAUCAAGGAGAAGUUAUAUUAGUUACUAAAAAAGAAGGUGAUUGGUGGACUGGUAGCAUAGCAGAUAGAAAUGGAAUUUUCCCUGCCAAUUACGUAGAAAAGUGCGAAGCUCCAGAUCAAGAGGGUGUCUCUGUAACUACUAACGUAUCUGAAACAAUUGGAGUUACUACAACUGGAGAUACAACUAUGAGUAAUCAUGAAGUAACUGCUUCUGUUGUCCAGGCAAUAUUGCAAACAGAAAAAACUGCUGAGCAACUCGAAGAUGAAAGAACAGCUGCGGAAGAUAGAGCAGAAUUGCCAGAUUUUACUGCAAUGGCUGCACAGCAGUAUCAUAAGAGAGGAAGAAAACCAGAAAUUGUACAAGUUAUUGCACCUUAUAAAGCCACUAGUUCUGAGCAAUUAGAUUUACAAAAAGGACAAUUAAUAAUGAUCCGUAAGAAAACAGAUAGUGGUUGGUGGGAAGGAGAAUUACAGGCACGUGGUAAAAAAAGACAAAUUGGUUGGUUCCCAGCAUCUUAUGUUAAACCUUUGUCUAGUAGUAGUAAUCGAAGUACCCCUGUUUCUCAUGGAUAUCAAGAUUCCCCUACAGAUCCAAAUGUUGAACGCGUUAUGGCUUUAUACCCAUAUCAAGCACAAAAUGAAGAUGAAUUAAGUUUCGAGAAAGGUGAUGUUAUAACUGUACUUGCAAAAGAUGAAGCAGCAUGGUGGAAAGGCGAAUUAAAUGGUGUAUCUGGCGUCUUUCCCAGUAAUUAUGUAUCCUCUAUGUCGAAUGAGAUGACAACUGACUUACUAGUGGCUGGAUUGGACUCUAUGGAAAGAAAACGACAAGAAUACAUUAAAGAACUUAUUACAACUGAACAAGCAUACAUAGAAGACAUGAGACUUGUACAUGAGGUAUUUGAAAAACCUCUCAUCGAAAGUUUAGUUUUAUCUGUAGAUGAAGUGGACAAAAUAUUUGUUAAUUGGAGAGAUAUCAUUGCAUGCAAUGAUAACUUUUUAAGAACUUUACGAAUACGACGAGAUAAUAGCGAAGGAGGUAUUGUUAGAAUGAUUGGAGACAUUUUAUGUGAAAAUAUUCCUAGAAUGUCAGCAUAUAUAAGAUUUUGCAGCUGUCAGAUAUCUGCUGCUGUUUACCUACAAAGAUUAACAGAAACAGUACCAGAAUUUGUCAAAGUUGCUCAAGUUUGUCAACAAGAUCCACGUACAAAAGGAAUGCCUUUAAGUUCCUUCCUAAUAAAACCAAUGCAAAGGAUAACAAAAUAUCCUCUUAUAAUUGGCAAAAUUUUAGAACAUACUCAAGUUGAUCAUCCUGAUAGGCAAUAUCUUCAAGAAGCAUUGGCUAAAGCAGAAGAAUUUUGUACUCAGGUAAAUGAAGGAGUUAGGGAGAAAGAAAAUAGUGAUAGAUUAGAAUGGCUGCAAACACAUGUGGCUUGUGAUGGUCUUGAGGAGCAACUUAUUUUUAAUUCUUUAACCAAUUCUUUAGGUCCACGAAAACUUCUUCAUUUUGGUAUACUUCAUAAGGCAAAAAGUGGAAAGGAACUUGUUGGAUUUCUCACAAAUGAUUUUCUACUGUUUGCUCAACCAGUGUUUACGAAAAAGUCUUUAUUCAAUGGACAACAGUUUUCAUUUGAGAGAAAUGAACACCAAAAAUUUAAGAUGUAUAGAAAGCCAAUAUUUUUAAAUGAAUUAUCAUUCUUGGGUGAUGCAGACACAAAUGGUGAUGUCAGUUUAGGUUUCAGUGAAAGCACAGAAAACUUAACUAAAAUACUUAGAUUAAAAGAUCAAAAGAAACCAAUAAUAUUAUUAUCACCUUCUCCAAGUGAAUGUUCAUUAUGGGUCCGAAGAAUUACAGAAGCAAGGAAGAAAUUUAUGGAGAAUGAAAAGACGCGUUUGCAAAGACAAAGAUCGAAGCAGGCGCAAUUUGGAGCGUGUGGCAGAAUUCUUGUUACAGUGCUUGAAGGUUUCAAUUUAAAGACAAUACAGGUUCGCAGAAGAUCACCCCAAGGUAAACUUCGAUUAGUAAUUGUGGAAGCUGAAGAUUUAGUUAUAUUGAAAAAAGGAAAGUGUAAUACAUUUUGUAAAGUAAGCAUGGGUUCACAAGAAGAAAGAACAGGUGUUGUAUCAGGUACUGAUUGUCCCUUAUGGGAUACAUCAAUGCAGUUCCAAGUAAAAGAUUUACUCGAAGAUACAUUAUGUAUCACAGCCUUUGAUAAAGGCUACUAUAGCCCAGAUGAAUUCCUUGGACGGGCAGAAAUAAGAGUUGCUGACAUAAUGAGAGAUAGUAGAGAUUCAUGUGGACCAAUACAAAAACGUAUUCAAUUACAUGAAGUUGAAAAAGGCAUUGUUGUGAUGAAAUUGGAUCUACGACUUUUUGGUAAUCGAUAA